Galendromus occidentalis (western predatory mite) is the source of this 5943-nucleotide messenger RNA. Its product is annotated as voltage-dependent calcium channel type A subunit alpha-1. The transcript has 35 exons. Bases 205 to 5943 code for a protein of 1912 amino acids. Gene Ontology annotation, molecular function: high voltage-gated calcium channel activity; calcium ion binding. NCBI's taxonomy places the organism in Eukaryota, Metazoa, Arthropoda, Arachnida, Mesostigmata, Phytoseiidae. Gene Ontology annotation, cellular component: voltage-gated calcium channel complex; membrane. Gene Ontology annotation, biological process: chemical synaptic transmission; calcium ion import across plasma membrane. The record is from RefSeq and is a predicted model, not a curated record.
AGGAGGGCUGUCAACACCCUCGACCAUAAAGCAUGCGCCCUGCUUCACUCUAAACUCAAAGGAUUCCAUCUCGAGGACGUCGCACUUUCGGCUCUUUCCGCCGAAGCAUCGAACUCCGGAGGGGAAAGACGGAACCGAUACGCCUCUCGGCCAUCAGACUCAUCUAUUCACAGCCCUGGAGUAACGGGUGUGGGUCAGUUAGACAUGGCGAAGAAAAAGAAAGGACAGAGUCGGGAUCCGGGUGAGAAGGGACCUUCGGCACUUUGGCUUUUGUCGGAGGACAACCCGCUACGAAGAUGCACCCGGUUCUUGAUCGAAUGGCCACCUUUCGAAUUUAUGGUUCUUAUCACCAUUAUUGCCAAUUGUGUAGUUCUAGCUCUCGAAGAACAUCUGCCUAAGGGAGACCGAACGCCACUUGCUCAGCGACUAGAAGAAACAGAACCAUACUUUUUAGCAAUUUUCUGUGUUGAAGCGUCAUUAAAGAUUCUAGCCUUGGGACUUAUACUGCACAGCGGAUCGUACCUAAGAAGUGUCUGGAAUAUGAUGGAUUUUGUCGUUGUUGCAUCGGGGAUUGUGACGGUUAUAAUACCGGACAACAUGGACUUAGAUUUACGAACACUACGAGCCAUCAGGGUUCUUCGGCCAUUGAAACUAGUAUCGGGGAUACCGAGUCUUCAAGUCGUCUUAUCGUCCAUCAUAAAGGCUAUGGCACCAUUGCUCCAGAUCGGAUUGCUUGUGUUGUUUGCAAUCGUGAUCUUCGCCAUCAUCGGUCUGGAGUUCUACAGUGGUAUCCUUCACAAAAGUUGUUACAGUUUGGAAGAUCCAAUGGACAUCGUCCCCGAAGGCGAACAAGAAACACCCUGUUAUCCUUACGUAAUUGCGGCAAAUGUACCAAACGGAGCCUUUAAGUGUGACAACAGUACCUCAUUUUGUAAAGAGGGCUGGAAUGGCCCUAACUUUGGAAUUACGUCCUUCGACAACAUAUUCUUCGCUAUGUUAACUGUAUUUCAAUGUAUAACCAUGGAGGGGUGGACACAAAUGCUCUAUUGGACAAAUGAUGCCAUGGGCAACGCCUUCAACUGGAUCUACUUCGUGCCACUCAUUAUCAUUGGGUCCUUUUUCAUGCUCAAUCUGGUUCUUGGUGUACUUUCUGGAGAAUUUGCGAAAGAGAGAGAAAAAGUUGAGAAUCGUCAAGCCUUCCUCCGGAUUCGACGCCAGCAGCAGCUGGAGAGGGAGCUUGACGGUUACGUUGAAUGGAUUUGUAAAGCCGAGGAAGUUAUCCUCGCAGAAAAACGUACGACUGAAGAAGAGAGAAUGUACAUCCUUGAAGCCCGCCGCCGAUACGCCGCUAAGCGUGACAAAAUGAAAAAUAUGAGAGGCAAGUCAACCGACGAAGAAGAAGAGGAAGAAGACGACGAAGACGCUGAAGAUGAAGAAUCUGAGACCGGAGAAGACCAAACUUCUCGGAAAGGAUCCUUCCUGAAAACAAACUCAAAAAGCAAGGGAGCCUUUGGACGCGCCGAAAAGCGCUUCAGAUUUAUGAUACGCCGGGUAGUGAAAACGCAGCUUUUCUACUGGACGGUCAUCGUCCUCGUGUUCCUGAACACCGCCUGCGUGGCCGUAGAACACCAUAGACAACCGGAGUGGCUUGAGACCUUCCUCCAAUACGCCGAAUACGUUUUUCUCGGACUAUUCAUAUCGGAAAUGCUGGUCAAAGUGUACGCCCUCGGACCUCACAUAUACUUCGCAUCGUCCUUCAAUCGAUUCGAUUGUGUGGUCAUCGCGGGCAGCAUUUUCGAAGUCAUCUGGUCAUCCUUCAAAGAGGGAUCAUUCGGUUUUUCGGUUUUGAGGGCAUUGCGCCUGUUGAGAAUUUUCAAAUUUACAAAAUACUGGUCGUCACUUCGGAAUCUCGUUAUUUCAUUGAUGAAUUCGAUGCGGUCCAUCCUCUCCUUGUUGUUUCUGCUGUUCUUGUUCAUCCUGAUAUUCGCCUUGCUCGGAAUGCAACUGUUCGGCGGAGUUUUCAACUUCGCCGACGGUACCCCGCCAGCCAACUUUAAUACCUUCGCGAUCGCUUUGCUCACCGUGUUUCAAAUCCUAACCGGUGAAGACUGGAAUGAAGUGAUGUACAGAGGGAUCCAGAGUCAAGGUGGAAUUAACGGCGGAAUGAUCUACUCGCUGUAUUUCAUAAUCCUCGUGAUGUUCGGCAAUUAUACCCUACUGAACGUGUUCUUGGCCAUCGCUGUCGAUAACUUGGCAAAUGCACAAGAACUCACCGCUGCCGAAGAAGAGGACGCAGCUGAGGAACAGAGACGGGCAAAAGAGGAACUUGAAAAGGAGAUGGCCGACCUUCAGAGGCAGAAUGGGCCUCAGGUCAACAUCUGUCCGCCCUCCCCGUCUCAGGGUUCCAACACUGCACAAGGGAAAGACGGUGACCAAGAUGCGAAAAAUGGUAGGUUGAGAAUUGAACAUGAAGAAGACGAAGAAGGAACCGGCCCAAAGCCCAUGCUGCCAUACUCGUCGAUGUUCAUAUGCUCCCCAACGAACCCCAUACGAAGAGCUGCUCAUUUCGUGGUGAACCUGGCCUACUUCGAUCUGUUCAUCAUGAUAACAAUUUCUAUGAGCUCCAUAGCUCUAGCGGCCGAAGACCCGGUGGAAGAGGAUUCGCCCUCGAAUAAAAUCCUCAACUAUUUCGAUUACGCCUUCACCGGCGUAUUUACUGUGGAGAUGAUUCUCAAAGUCGUGGACCAAGGAGUGAUCUUGCAUCCAGGCUCGUACUGUCGGGACCUGUGGAACAUCCUAGACUCUGUCGUUGUCAUAUGCGCUCUUAUUGCAUUCGCAUUUGCCGGGAGUUCAACCGGACAAAAUUUGAGUACCAUCAAAUCACUUCGGGUCCUUCGGGUUUUGCGUCCGUUGAAAACUAUCAAAAGAGUGCCCAAAUUGAAAGCAGUAUUCGACUGCGUUGUCACGUCACUGAAGAACGUGUUCAACAUUCUCAUCGUGUAUAUUCUAUUCCAAUUCAUCUUCGCCGUCAUUGCUGUACAAUUGUUCAAUGGGAAGUUUUUCUUCUGCACGGACCACACAAUGCUGUACGAACAAGACUGUCAGGGUGAAUACUUCGAGUUUGUGGAUGCUCGGAAACCGCCCAGAGUAAUGAAACGCUUGUGGAAACGACAAGACUUCCAUUACGAUGACAUAUCGGCCGCCAUGUUAACUCUUUUUACCGUUCAGACCGGAGAAGGCUGGCCACAGGUACUGCAAAACUCGAUGGACUCGACGGACGAGGACAAGGGCCCAGUGCCUAGAUACCGAAUUGAAAUGUCACUCUUUUAUAUCGUGUUCUUCAUCGUAUUCCCAUUCUUCUUUGUAAAUAUAUUCGUUGCGUUGAUCAUCAUCACAUUUCAAGAACAAGGUGAAAAGGAACUUGAGGAAGGAGAAAUUGAUAAAAAUCAGAAAUCGUGUAUCGAUUUUUCCAUUCACGCAAAACCAUUGCAACGCUACAUGCCGAAGAACAAAACCACCUUCAAAUACAAAGUGUGGAAAGUUGUUGCCUCAACGCCGUUCGAAUACUUCAUUCUCCUGCUCAUUGUACUCAAUACCGUUUUACUCAUGAUGAAAUUCCAUAACCAACCGCCACAACUUACGCGUGUUCUUCAUUACCUCAACGCUACUUUCACUGGCCUGUUCACGGUCGAAUCUAUACUAAAACUGGUCGCGUUUGGUUUCAAGAAUUUUUUCAAGGAUUCCUGGAACACCUUCGAUUUGAUCACUGUCAUAGGAUCAAUAAUCGACGUCCUUGUCGUGGAGUACGGCAUAAAUUUCUUCAACGUGGGAUUCCUUCGUUUGUUCAGAGCCGCUCGUCUCAUCAAACUUUUGAGACAAGGCUACACAAUUCGAAUUUUGUUGUGGACCUUCAUUCAGUCUUUCAAAGCUCUACCCUACGUCUGUUUACUCAUCGCAAUGUUGUUCUUCAUUUAUGCCAUCAUCGGCAUGCAGGUCUUCGGUAAUGUGAGGUUCGACCCAGACACAGACAUCAAUCGUCACAACAACUUUCAGAACUUCUUCCAAGCUUUGAUAUUACUCUUUCGAUGUGCAACGGGAGAGGCGUGGCAGGCCAUCAUGUUGGCUUGUAUCAAAGGGCGUCCCUGCGAUCCGCUCACCAAGAAGACAAGCAAUGAAUGCGGAUCGAAUAUCGCCUACGCCUACUUUGUGUCCUUCAUCUUCUUCUGUUCGUUUUUGAUGCUCAAUUUGUUCGUGGCCGUCAUCAUGGAUAAUUUUGACUACCUGACGAGAGACUCCUCGAUUCUCGGAGCCCAUCACCUUGACGAGUUCAUUCGGGUAUGGGCCGAGUACGAUCCAAACGCCACGGGGUACAUCCAUUAUAACGAGAUGUAUGACAUGCUAAGAAACAUGGAGCCACCCCUUGGUUUUGGAAACAAAUGCCCCUACAGGCUGGCUUAUAAAAAACUGAUUAGAAUGAAUAUGCCCUUAACGGAGGACGGCAGGGUAAACUUUACCUCGACACUGUUCGCGCUGAUCCGGGAAAACCUCGUUAUUAAGAUGAGAAAUGCGGAAGAAAUGGAUCAGGCCGACAAAGAACUCCGAGUGACCAUUCAGAAGCUUUGGCCAUUACAAGCUGACAAGGUUACUGACAAAUUAGUCCCCCCAGACUCAGAACUGCGGACAGGAAAACUAACAGUAGGUAAAAUAUAUGGAGGCCUUCUGAUUCUGGAGAAUUGGCGAGCUCACAGAUUUCAAGUAUCAUCGGUGGCUGGAUUAUUCGCGGUGGAACAAAUGGAAGUAGCGGCAGCAACGCAGCAGCGGGCCAGCCAAAUAGCUCAGACUCAGGCGCUCCAAUCCGGAUCGGAGUCGGGCUCUCAUGCCCCAUCGAGUCAUCUCCACCCGGAGCGCAGUGUGAGAGGCCGGUCCCCGUCGCCGCGUCGCCGUAGCUCGUUGUCGCCUCCAGAUGGACGCCCAGAUGGACGUCGGUCCUCUUACUGCCGAGGACGAUCACCUUCGCCCUCGCCUAGAAGGGGGUUAGCGGACGCAGUUAGCGAUGUCGUCGACAUGGUCAAGUAUGAAACCUCACGGAGAGGACGAGCUAGAGCCCAAUUGCACGGAGAUGAGUACUUCUCGUCACCACGUCGGUUCGAAAGAUCCCCCAGUCGACAUCGUCAUGGCCAACGGCACCACUACCAAGCUACUAGCAGUAGACAAACGAGUCCUACAGAGUACAGAUCUGAGACCGCGCACCAUCAGCGGUCCAGAUCCCCGUCGCCUAGUAGCCCUACUCAACACACAGCGUCAUCGACACGUCACCAUAGGAAACAACAAUAUAGAACCCCUACCCAUAGCGAGUACUAUGGCACCGCUCACAGGGAAAGACGAUCGCGGUCUCCAAGCCCCGCGACGUCGGCCCAGAGCUUACCGGUUGCCCAGAGUGGAUGCAGAGCGGUGCAUACGCGUCGUGGACGCAUGUUGCCGCCUACGCCCAAUAAGCCUUCAACCUUGCUAUUGCUUAGGUCGGCCAAGAUAGGCAACGUUCUAACCAACUAUCAGCUUCCAUCUGUGGCUCUUUCGCCCACAUUGGCGCAAUACCGCCACGCUGGAUCGAUCAACUUUCCUAAAGUGAGUGCAUCACCAACGCGCUCUACCGCGUCCCACAUGGUCACCACAUGGAGUAGACAUGAUGAUGAGUCAUAUACCAGCUACCGAUCAGCAAGCUCACAGCCGCCAUUCUUUGGGGACCUGCGUCACAUACCUAGACAGCAGCUACCGAAUGGGUGCAAGCCAGGAUAUAUACCAGACACUCUGGGACCUUCCUCUGGAGGAGGCUCCUGGAGUGGGCUACAAAAACCAAGGGAUACCAUCAUAGCCGUGCGGCCUUGUUACGGAGAAGCAGGCGGCCGCAAAGGCUAUUACGGCUCCGACGACGAGUGGUGCUGA